AUGGUUCCCGACACGGACGACACGGGCGGCACCUCUACUACUGCUACAUGCAGUAGUCGUAGAGCAGGAGCUGAUCCGAGUCGCACCUCAAAUGCUACUACUACUAGCAGUCGUGCGGCUCGGAUCAGCUCUUGUUCUACGACUGCCAGACCCCACUCUAAGUCAUUCCGCCCUACUAGCAGCGGCGCGGACGCGGUGAACUUGACGCCGCCCCUUCCCCACACCGGCGGACGCGCGUACGCCGCCGUGGAUGCCGCUAGCAGCAGUAUCAGUCGAUCUGCCUCCUACGGUGCUUCAUCGCCGCGUUCUCGCACCGCGGAACGCCUCAGCACCGAUUUUGCCGCGGUGACGCCUUCCGCCGCCGCGCGCAGCCCGCACGCGGAAGUUGUUCGGCGGAAAGCCGCGCCGUCGUUCGAGAUGGACGCGGAGUGGCGCGACGAUGCGGCGGCGGCGGCUUCCGCGAAGCCUGCGCUUAGCGGAUGCUCAGCUGCAGAAGGCGCAAGCGUUAAGCAAGGCGGAGGCGACGAGGGCGCAAGAGCAAUCUCAGGCGGCAAAGGCGCAAAGACUCGGAAGUCAGUCGCGGAAAGCAGCGCCCCCCCUGAAAGCAGCGCCACCGCAGAAAGCAGCGCCACCGCCGGUCACUCGCCUGAUGACAGCGCUGGCGUGUACGUCGGCCGGUGUUUCCCCCGCCUCUUGCACAGCGGGCCGCGAGCGGAAACUCUUACGGGUGGGCGGAAGAUACGCGCCGGAGGUUCCGCCACAAGUGUUCCGCCUGUGCGCGGGGCUUCCGCCGACCGUUUCCGUUUCCUCCGCUCCCGGUCGACGUCGCACUUGGAUGAGAGAAGAGGGGGAGGGGGAGGGGGAGGGGGAGGAGGAGGAGGGGAGCUUUCAUUAUUCGAAGGGGCGGGUGUUGAAGCAGCAGCAACAGCAGCAGCAUCUCAGCAAAAGCAGGAACCCUCUUCUCCUGCCAACAUCUCUUCAGCCUCUCCUCCUCUUGCCGCCGUGGCAUCUUCACCUCGCCAUCCGCCCCAUCCGCCUGUUGAUGCGUCCCAUUCGCCCCAUCCACCCUCGUCGCAUUCACCUCGACUCGCGCCCUCCCCUCGAUCUCGACUGAGUUGUCACCUCGUCCCCUCUCCUCGACUAGCUCGCCUCCUCUUCACCUCCUCACCUCCCCAUCGCGCCCUCGGUCCGCCGCCUUCGCACAAUUGUCGAACCUCUCGCAGGGCAGCAUCGGCGACAGAACGUGACUUUGUGGCUUUCGCGAAUCUCGGAAAUUUCGGAGAUUCCGAGGGAUUCGAAGCGUUCAAGGCCCUCGAAGCUCCAAGCUCUACUAGUAUGCACGGCCAUACUUCAAGGUACGGCUACACGGCUUGUAUCGCGCCUCGGAGCAACCGCGUCGUCCGCAGAGCACAGUCCACCAUAGAACGCGGCUCCGCCACAUCCCCUCGCGCUUGCUCCGCCACAUCCCCUCGCGCUUGCUCCCCCAAAAGUCGCUCCGACUCGUUCCGCCCCACGAGUGCCCGCGCCUCUGCUGCUGACAUUGUCAGAAACGGAACCAUCCGUGGCACUUAUGAUGAAGAGGAGGAUACGCAUGACGGAGUCAUGACGGCGCGGUCAGUGCAGCGCGACGGGGCAGCAAGGGGAGUUGCCGUGGAGGAAAAGGGCGGGGCAGCAAGGGAAGUUGCCGUGGAGGAAAAGGGCGGUGCAGCAAGGGGAGUUGCCGUGGAGGAAAAGGGCGGUGCAGCAAGGGGAGUUGCCGUGGAGGAAAAGGGCGGUGCAGCAAGGGGAGUUGCCGUGGAGGAAAAGGGCGGUGCAGCAAGGGGAGUUGCCGUGGAGGAAAAGGGCGGUGCAGCAAGGGGAGUUGCCGUGGAGGAAAAGGGCGGUGCAGCAAGGGGAGUUGCCGUGGAGGAAAAGGGCGGUGCAGCAAGGGGAGUUGCCGUGGAGGAAAAGGGCGGUGCAGCAAGGGGAGUUGCCGCGGGGGAGCAGUCACAUAGGGAAGAGAUCUGUAGCAAGCAAUCACCUAUGGACGCUCCAAGAUUGUCCGCUGGCAGCACCACAACACCAACUGGCCAACACAACCCUUCCCCAUCCAACGUCCCCAGCCCCCCUUCCAUUACCACUCACCCAAGUCAACCCGACUCCGCAACCUCGUCCUCCAAGUCCCCCUCUCCCCUCUGCCAUUGCCAUCCCCCCACUCUCCCCAGUCCCAACCUCCCCAUCUCCCCCCCCUAUCCCCCUUCCGUCGGCCCAUCCAAGCCCCCGCGAUCCCCCACUCAUUCCCCCAAGCUUUCUCUGUGCAACUCCGUCCUCCAAGUUCCCCCAUCCGGGCCUCCUGCUCUUCCCCCAUCCGGGCCUCCUGCUCUUCCCCCAUCCGGGCCUCCUGCUCUUCCCCCAUCCGGGCAUCCUGCUCUUCCCCCAUCCGGGCCUCCUGCUCUUCCCCCAUCCGGGCCUCCUGCUCUUCCCCCAUCCCGGCCCCCAAGCUCUUCCUCCAUCCGGGCCUCCUGCUCUGUUGACAAUCCCGGGGGGGAGCGGCUUGGUGAAGAGGCAGCAGGGAGGGUAGUGGUCCCAAGCUUGAGGGUUGGCUUUAUAGGAGGAAAAGGGGAUAGCCCCAGCCGCCCUUGCUCUGGUUCUGAGGCGCCUCAAGAAGAGAAUCUGCACUCACACCAGAGAAGAGAGGGAGUUGGCGAUGGUGGGCAAAGAGAAGGAGUUGGCAGUGGUGGUGGGCGAAGAGAAGGAGUUGGCAGUGGUGGUGGGCGAAGAGAAGGAGUUGGCAGUGGUGGUGGGCGAAGAGAAGAUGUGCCCCACGGCUAUUCCUCCUCACUGCUCCACCCUCUCUCUGUCCCAGGCAGUCUCAGAGUGGAGCAAGUUGCACACCAGUUGAUGAGAGUGGGGCAAGAUGCGCAGCAGCUGACAGGGAUGCACCAAGAUGGUCAACACUUGGUAAGAAUUGACCAAGGCACACGGCACUUCACAAGGUCGCAGAGUGAUGGGUGCAAUCCCUUAAACGGCACACCGACUGGAAGCCCGGGUGGGCUGUUUGGAGCAAAUGCAAGGUUUGCUGAUAGGUCCGGGUCGGCAGAUGAGGAGUCCUGGAGGGGUGGGCAGGAGGAGGUCUCUUGA
Closterium sp. Naga37s-1 is the source of this 3120-nucleotide messenger RNA. The record is from the annotation of a GenBank genome assembly. NCBI's taxonomy places the organism in Eukaryota, Viridiplantae, Streptophyta, Zygnematophyceae, Desmidiales, Closteriaceae.